Molecule: messenger RNA, 2970 nt
Organism: Coregonus sp. 'balchen'
Lineage: Eukaryota; Metazoa; Chordata; Actinopteri; Salmoniformes; Salmonidae
Source: the annotation of a GenBank genome assembly
AUGGCGGAUGUUGACAAACUCAACAUAGACAGUAUCAUCCAGCGUCUUUUAGAAGGUAAGGGAAGAGUCUACAUCAAUCGUACGUUAUUUAUGCAAUAAUAUUAUCUGUUUACUUUGUUAGAUGACUGGUGGCAAGCCUUAGCGAGCUAACGCUUGUUGUUGACGCAGGUUGGCUCAGGCUAUCGGUAGCUAGCUAAGCUAACGUUAGCUAGUAACUAGCUAACCAGCUAACAUUAGUUCAUGCUGUUGUUGCCCAUAGCUAACUAACUAAUGUUAACGUGACAUCUGUCCCGGUCGUCACAUUUCGAAAUGUUCAGUGAAAGUAGUUAGCUAGCUAGGUAACUAACUUUACUUUAGCUACAUGAUCCAGGGCACUGUCUCAGUCAACUACAAGCUGCCCCAGUCAGUCAGUGAAAGAUUAAGUCAAUAACAUGAGUAACUGAUAUGAUGGUCAGCACUCACACCCCUAUCCAGACAGCAUGGCAAUAAGUAUGAUGGCAAACUAGGUAGAUAAUGUAUCUUUGCUUGUAGAUUCAUCAGGAUUGUUUCAUUUUUAGUCAGGGGAGCAAAGCCUGGUAAGAACGUGCAGCUGCAGGAGAACGAGAUCCGAGGAUUGUGCCUCAAGUCCAGGGAGAUCUUUCUCAGCCAACCUAUCCUUCUUGAACUUGAAGCCCCCCUCAAGAUCUGUGGUGAGUAACCAUCACUAUUUGGUGAAAAUAACUGUUACAUGAAGUGUCUAAUACCCCAGUGAGGGAUGUGUAGAACUUGAAGUUGAAAUCAUUUGCCUUCUGCAGGUGACAUCCAUGGGCAAUAUUACGACUUAUUGAGGCUGUUUGAGUAUGGGGGCUUCCCUCCUGAGAGCAACUACCUAUUUCUGGGAGACUAUGUGGACAGAGGGAAGCAGUCUCUGGAGACCAUCUGUCUGCUUCUGGCCUACAAAAUCAAAUACCCAGAGAACUUCUUCCUGCUGAGAGGAAACCAUGAGUGUGCCUCCAUCAACAGAAUAUAUGGAUUCUAUGAUGAGUGUGAGUGAUAUGUGGUGGCUGUAAUAAUCAUAACCCUGCACUCUCUGACAGAAUACAGCCUUUGUAUCUACAUAGAUUGCAUUUUGUUAUAAGUUCCUGUCAUAUGCAUUGCCUAGCUUACUAUAAUCCUAAAAUAUGUUAUUAUUUUUCUUCUAGGUAAAAGAAGGUACAACAUCAAGCUCUGGAAAACAUUUACAGAUUGCUUUAACUGCCUCCCUAUUGCUGCCAUUGUUGAUGAGAAGAUCUUCUGUUGCCAUGGAGGUAGGUUGCGUUUUAGUAGUCCUAAAACAUGAAGAGAAGUGGUCCUGUUUUAGGACACACUAAGACAAUGCUGUGAUAUUGAGAAAUGUUAUUUUAUUUCAAUUGUCUCCUGCCCAUUUACCCACAAGUUCUUACUGGAAUUAAUCUUAUUCCUGGUGUUCAUCUCCUUCUGUGUCUCUCAGGGUUGUCACCAGACCUCCAGUCCAUGGAGCAGAUCAGGCGCGUCAUGCGGCCCACCGACGUCCCCGACCAGGGCCUCCUGUGUGAUCUGCUCUGGUCAGAUCCAGACAAGGAUGUCCUCGGCUGGGGAGAGAAUGACAGGGGCGUCUCAUUCACUUUUGGCUCAGAAGUGGUGGCAAAGUUCCUGCACAAACAUGACUUGGAUCUGAUCUGUCGCGCCCAUCAGGUAUGUCUCCUUACAUUCAGUAAAGUGUUCAGAUCAGUACUGUACUCUCUGGAGUUUAAUGCAUUGUUUUUAUUUUUAACCCAACUAUAAUCAAUGUUGUUUUUUCGGCAGGUUGUUGAGGACGGCUAUGAGUUCUUCGCCAAGCGACAGCUUGUGACUUUAUUCUCAGCACCCAACUACUGCGGGGAGUUUGACAAUGCUGGUGCCAUGAUGAGUGUGGAUGAGACCCUCAUGUGCUCUUUUCAGGUGAGUAUUUCAUCAUGAAUGUACGGUCUUAUCGCAGGGAUGUAAAUGUGUCAGUGAUUGUAUUAGUGCAAGUGUAUGCAGGUCUUAACGCUAUAACCAAUCUCGUCAUUAUGUCAAACUGUACGAUGUAAAGACCAUUGCAGUGGGCAAAACAUCUUAAGGUUGGAUUAUUUGUAUUCUUGUAGAUUUUGAAGCCAGCUGAGAAGAAGAAGCCAAAUGGUAGCCGUCCAGUCACACCCCCACGGAACAUGGUCACCAAGCAAGGCAAGAAAUAAGGUGGCAUGAGUGGAAUUAUGUCCUGCUCCCCGUUCUGCUUUUGUUUUUUUGCAUCUGAAGGGUUGGUUGCCCUUUGCUGCCAAUACUGAAAAGAUAUCCACUCCAACCUGAUGAAAGCAAAAUGUUUUGUUGUUUUGUCCACAAGGGUAAAUGGAUAUGUCACCAUGAAAACCUCAGGUGUUUUGCACUCCAUUGCAACUAGUCUUUGCCACAUAUGACUGUUCAACCAGGAACAAUGUAACAAUAUGGCUGAUAAUGCACAGAAAUGCCUUGUUUGAAGCUGUGCAGAGUUGUUUUCCCAAUUUCUUCAUUUCAUUUCAUCAAUUUCUGUCACCACCUGUUUCUCACUGUCAAUGUCAAUAAUGCAAUUAAUGGUUCUUAAACAACUAUGGAAAUAUCACAAGACACUUAGUUGUUUAUUUCUGUAUAACUUUCUUUAUCAUAUGACAUUGAAUCCUCACUCUGCACCUGCAUCAUCACCAUUUUUAGAACAAGUCUUGUGCUGAAUUAAAUUAAGAAAUAAAGCGUUCUUGUAAUGUUGACUAAAUCUUUCUAAUAAACUUUUAGGGGGAAAUUGGCAUUUGAAUUUGAUUUCUUAGCAUCAUGCUCUUUCACCAAUUAUUUGAGGAUUACAAGGUAAGCUCAACCUUGAAUUAAUUACUGCCAUAUAUUGUGUACUAGCUACUACGUGAUGUGAAAGACACUUAUGGACUAAAGCAGCCUUACAUUACGCCUUAUAGUCCAAGGACCUUACAU